Molecule: messenger RNA, 1125 nt
Organism: Closterium sp. Yama58-4
Lineage: Eukaryota; Viridiplantae; Streptophyta; Zygnematophyceae; Desmidiales; Closteriaceae
Source: the annotation of a GenBank genome assembly
AUGAAACGAGCUGGCAGAAGAAGGCGAUAUGGGCGCGAUUUGCCCGUGGCGAUAUGUGCGUGGCGAUCUAACGUGGCGAUAUGGGCGUGUCGAUGUAGGCGUGCGAUGGCUGCUGGCUGCGGUAGGCGAAUAGCUUUACGUUGGCUAUAUGAUUAUGGUGCGAGAUCCCCUUGUGCUGCUCUGGAGCUGGCACUGUGCUUGUGGUGGCAGCAUCUGCUGCUUGGAGCUGCUCCUGCUGCGUUGGCUGCUGAGAGUGCGGCUGCUCUUCCAGUCCAUACAGAAAGAUCCCCAUGUGCGGAGGUACAACACCACCUUGCAUAUGCUUCAAUCGUGGAUGCUUGUGCUGCUCUGGAGCAGGCACGAUGGCGAAUGUGCUUGUGGCGGCACAAGCUGGAGGCGCCUGAAAGCUCACCUGUUGCAUCUGCUGCACGUGAUGACCCUGCUGCACGUGACGACCCUGCUGCACGUGACGACCCUGCUGCACGUGAUCACCCUGCUGCACGUGAUCACCCUGCUGCACGUGACCACCCUGCUGCACGUGACCACCCUGCUGCACGUGACGACCCUGCUGCACGUGACGACCCUGCUGCACGUGACGACCCUGCUGCACGUGACGACCCUGCUGCACGUGACGACCCUGCUGCACGUGACGACCCUGCUGCACGUGACGACCCUGCUGCACGUGACGACCCUGCUGCACGUGACGACCCUGCUGCACGUGACGACCCUGCUGCACGUGACGACCCUGCUGCACGUGACGACCCUGCUGCACGUGACGACCCUGCUGCACGUGACGACCCUGCUGCACGUGACGACCCUGCUGCACGUGACGACCCUGCUGCACCUGAUCACCCUGCUGCACGUCAUCACCCUGCUGCACGUCAUCACCCUGCUGCACGUGACGACCCUGCUGCACGUGACGACCCUGCUGCACGUGACGACCCUGCUGCACGUGACGACCCUGCUGCACGUGACGACCCUGCUGCACGUGACGACCCUGCUGCACGUGAUAACCCUGCUGCCCCAAAGAAAUCAUCCUGUCAAGCGUUAGAGGUGACUCAAGGGCCGGUUGCCUUGCAUCCAACAUCUGCCCCAUCUGCCCCAUCUGCCGCCAACCCUACAUAG